AUGGGGAUUAUUGCAGUUUAUGAAAUUCUUAAUCAAGAUAUUUCAUAUGCUGAAGAACACUUUGAGGAUUUUGUCAAAGCCAAGAAUGGUGAGUUGCCUGAUCAAAGCCAAACACAAGAAUGGUUCGACACCAUUCGAAGAGACAUUCAUCUUAAUCGCAUCAACAAGUCAGUGCCAAAAGAUCUGACAAUAGAUGAUGAUCUAGUAUCAUAUUUACUCAUAUUAAAGAACAUAUUAUAUCUGGACAUACCUUUACCUGAUACUCCAUCCCGACAUAUGAUCAGCAAGGCAUUUACUGCACUUGGCAUUGCUCAGCAUAGAGAGAAGCAAGAGAAGAAAGGCAAGACCAGAUACCAAGCAUGCCAGCCGAACUUGAUCAGGCAUGUGGAUAUCCACUUCUUAGGUAAAAAGAGAAGUGAAAUCCUAUAUGCUGUUAUCGAUGAUCGAUCACGCAUGAUCAUCGACUGGCAAUAUUUGAGCACCAAAGAGACCAAGCAAAUGGUGAUUGUAAUUGAAAGGGCCAUUGCCAGGUUUGGUCCUCACCAUUCAAUAUGGUUGGACAAUGGCGGAGAGAACCACUGA
Messenger RNA from Trichomonas vaginalis G3, 582 nucleotides. Its product is annotated as ribonuclease H-like family. The coding region runs from base 1 to 582 and encodes 193 amino acids. Lineage: Eukaryota; Parabasalia; Trichomonadida; Trichomonadidae. Gene Ontology annotation, molecular function: nucleic acid binding. The transcript has a single exon. Gene Ontology annotation, biological process: DNA integration. The record is from RefSeq and is a predicted model, not a curated record.